AUGUUUUGCGGGUAUGGCCGGGAUUUCGGGAUCGAGAAUUCGAGAAAAGGACCAAUGGAGGGCCUGGAAAGGGGAAUGCAGACUGGACAGUGGAGAGCAGAUAUUAUCUCGGCUGCUGGCAUAUACAAGGUGGAAGGUGGUAAUAGUGGGAGGUUGGUGCAACAUAGGGACGACAUUCCGAUGCUCUGCACAGCGGGGAAUCUGUCCAUGAAGGAGGAGAACUUGGAGAUACUCUUGAACGCGACUUCAUGUCCUGAUGGAACAUACAGAUCGCUCGAAAUUUUCUAUGGUCCAAUGUCCAAAAGCAGAGCACACACACAUCCGUCCCCUGAGUCAGGAGUAAUGGUGUGUAACGGCCACAGUCGAGGUAACCACUGGAUCGCAUAUACCGACGAGCGGGAAUUUCUAGCAGGCACAAUGAGCGAAUCUUCUGCAUGUACCCGCUAUCUGAAACGAGAGACCGUAAGGUCUAGCGUCAAUGACAGAUUGAAAGGUUGCAGUGGUGGUGUGGUGAGAAUCUUCGGCCCGGUGCAGCCGGUGCACGCCAACCCAUGUCAACAAGUCAACAGCACGUUCAACAGACAAUCAAGUUUGUUUUCGCUCUUUGUCGGUGACCAUAUGAUCUUCUCAGAUUCCAGCUGGGUUAUUACUACGCCUGGCAUUGAGGUGGCUGUUUACAAUACCAACCAAGACGAUGCGUCAAAGGUUGCUCUGAUUCUUACCAUCGGCUUUCCGAAGUCUGUGUACCCGGACUACUAG
Molecule: messenger RNA, 759 nt
Organism: Desarmillaria tabescens
Lineage: Eukaryota; Fungi; Basidiomycota; Agaricomycetes; Agaricales; Physalacriaceae
Exons: 7
Coding region: 1-759 (252 amino acids)
Source: RefSeq, a predicted model, not a curated record